Molecule: messenger RNA, 1832 nt
Organism: Microplitis mediator
Lineage: Eukaryota; Metazoa; Arthropoda; Insecta; Hymenoptera; Braconidae
Product: protein ABHD18
Exons: 9
Coding region: 44-1435 (463 amino acids)
Source: RefSeq, a predicted model, not a curated record
AUUCGUUGUAAAUAUUAUUGUCUAAUUUAUAUAUUUAUUAACAAUGCCACCAAGUAGACUAGAUUCUGUGUACCGCAGAAUAUUAUUCACUAAGUUUUUUACAAAAGGUUGGGGCAACCCUGAGAGUUUGAGAAGAAUAUUUGAAUUUAGAAAAGUUGUUGCUAAUCGUGAGGCAUGUUACAAUUUAAUUCCUCCAGAUUACCCAAUUACAAUCACCAAGGAUGAAGAAUGGUCGGAUUGUCAUAUCAUUGAAGGGAACUUUGAAUCACCAUUUGAACAGCAUUUACCGAAUAUUAUGCCUGAAGAAACGAAAACGUCGUAUUUCCAACUCAUACUACCUCUGAAAUGGACCUCACAUAAAAUAACUCCAGUUUGUCUCCAUUUAGCUGGAACUGGAGAUCAUUUUUUUUGGAGAAGACGAAACCUAAUUGCUAAGCCACUUUUAAAAGAAUCAGGAAUUGGAUCUUUGCUGCUGGAAAAUCCAUUUUAUGGCUUAAGAAAACCUAAAAAUCAAAUACGAUCCAAUUUGCUAAAUGUCUCGGAUAUUUUUAUUAUGGGAGGCUGCUUAAUAAUGGAGUGCAUUGUGUUGCUUAACUGGUGUGAAAAAAAUAAACUGGGACCACUUGGUUUAACAGGACUCUCUAUGGGAGGGCAUAUGGCUUCACUUGCAGCAACCAAUUGGCCAAAACCAAUUCCAUUGAUUCCCUGCUUGUCUUGGUCAACAGCUUCUCCAGUUUUUACUCAAGGCGUUAUGUCUAAUUCGAUAAAUUGGUCUCUGUUACAGUCCCAAUAUUUUUCUGAUACAAUUUAUCAAAAUGAUUUAGCUAAAAUGGUUAAAGUUAUUGAUCAAGACGAUGCUUUUUUGGCGGGUCAACAUUUUGCCCAACAUUUUCCUGCGAGUAUAAAACGAAUGCGUGAAUUAACUGACGAUCUUAAAAAAUUAUCGGAUAAAAAUGAGGAUAAUAAUAUUAUUAAGCGAGCAAGUUUCGAUGUAACAGAUCAAUCAGCAGCUGAAGAAAAAGCUGCUGCUAAAAUGUUUCCUCUCAAUCUUAUAUCAAAUCAAUUUAAACCAUCUGAGCCAGAAUCAUUAGAUGCCGUUUGUAUGCUCCCUAGUGAAAAAAAUAAUGGGAUUGAUAACAAACACCGCGAGCAGGAAGCGUUACAAUUUAUGCGCGGGAUUAUGGACGAAUGUACACAUUUACGUAAUUUUGAAGUACCUGUCGAUACCGAAUUAAUAAUAGCCGUUUGUGCUAGAGACGAUGCUUAUGUUCCUCGUGAUAACUGUAUGAGCUUAGAAAAAAUUUGGCCUGGUGCUGAGGUGCGUUUUAUUGACGCUGGCCAUGUUAGCGCUUAUUUACUUCACCAGAAACUUUUUAGGUCAACAAUAGCAGAAUCAUUUGAAAGAUAUAAGAAAAAGUAUUUAAAAAAUAGUUGACGAUAUAUUUUUAUUAAAUUUCGACGACGACUAAUAAAUAUUUUAUUGCACGAUAAUUAAUCAUACGGAGUAGAGGUAACGUUUCUGGCCCAGUUUUGGACACUGGAAAUUUUAAAAAAAUAGAUAAUUUGUAAUGCGCGCGGUGACAAUUAAUUUUUUUGAGUCGUUCAGAGACAUUUUAAUUAGUGUUUUAUAAUGAAAAUUUUAUAUUAUACUUUUUCUUUUAUUGAAGUAAAAUAGUAAGUGUCCAAAAAUGGUGCAUUGGCCACAAAUGAUACUUCUGCUCUGUUUUAUGAUUAAUGAAAUUUUAAAGAAUUUAAAAUAAAUUGACAAUAUUAAAUUCCAUUGGAAUUGAAAGUAAAAUUAUAAAAAUAAUAAAUAAUCUUUGUAAGAAUGA